AAUAAAAAAUAAGUCGGAAUGCCUGUGUCAUAUUGAUAUAGCGAGCAGAUAAUCGGUUAUUGGCAUCAGUUACAGUCAUCAUUUUGACAAUGGCAAGCAAAAGAUGGAAGGACGAUAUCGCUUAUGCGAUGAUUCCUUUCAAGUUGAUUACAUGGCCUAUCGGUGUAUGGCCACUUCAAGUUUAUGAUAUUUGUUCAUUAUUGCGUUGUGCGUUAGGCACUUGUUGUGCGAGCCUAGUUGUGAUCUUGUCCUUCAUGGAGGUAUACUUGGGCUGUACUGACGUAGAGCAGAAUAUAGACUGUCUGACAAUAAUCUGCUGCGGAUUGCUCGGUGUGCUGAAAACGACCUGGUUCCGCAUUUAUGCAAAUAGUUUAAUUAACAAUUAUGACUCUGCUCUGAACGAUUAUCUGACGAUUGACAAUACAAAAGAUCGCGAUAUUAUGCGAAAACAUGCUUUUAUAGGAAGGAUUCUUUGCUGUUCCAUGAUGGGCUUUUCUUACUUUAGUUGUCUAAUAUAUGCGAUAACUCCUUUCUUGAAUCAUGACCAAGCUGAUCAGAUUAACAUAACCAACGAGGAUAAGAUACUGGAGUAUGGAUUGCCAUCAAGAUGUACUCUGGAAUAUUUGAAUUUUCCAACAAGCAUGUAUAAAACCGUGUGUCUCGUCGAAAUUUUUAUAAUGAUACUGGCGACUACAACUAAUCUUGGUAAUGACGCGUUGUUUCUCAACAUUACAUUGCAUGUUUGUGGUCAAGUAAACAUUCUGAGGAUCCGUUUCGUCAAUUUUGAUGUCAAAAGUCCGCGAAUUUAUGAUCGUUUCAAUGUGUUAAUUAAAAGACAUCGUUACUUGAUAACGCUGGCCAGAGAACUUGCUGAUUUGAUAAGUUUCAUAUUGCUUAUGGAAUUAUUCAUUAUCAGCAUAUUAUUAUGUAUAAUGGGCUUUCAGCUUAUUUUAGCGUUGAAAAACAAUAAUACAGUAGUGGUAGGAAAGAGUUUAAUGAUAUUGAGUGCCUUCUUGACACAAUUAACCCUGUACAGCUUUAUUGGGAAUUAUCUGAAAUCUGAAAUGGAAGAGAUAGGACUCUCCAUUUAUCAAAGUGCUUGGUACAAUUUUCCUAGGAAAUUGACAAAAAAUAUAAUUUUUAUUCUUAUGCAAACAAAAUAUCCAGUCGCGUUGCAAGCUGGAAAUUUCAUCGUAGUGAAUCUAUCAACUUAUCCAAACGAAUAACGAAUUGAAAUAUUGCAUACUGAGCAAGUAUAGAUAAGUAAAGCGCAUGAUUAGAUUCAACAAAAGAAAUAGUUGCUCGAUGGACUGUAGCCAUUUAGAAAAUGUAUCAUACAUUUUUACUUAACGACAAUUUUACGUAAAAAUGGGGUUAUAUUUGCAUUUAGGCAUGAUGCUUCAAGAGUAUAGAGACAGACUGAUAUAAGCAUAAGCUGUAUACUUUUCAUGCUGAAUAAAAUAUAAGUUGGAAUACCUGCAUUGUGUCGAUAUAGAGAGCGGAUCAUCGGUUAUUGGCAUC
This is a messenger RNA of Camponotus floridanus (Florida carpenter ant), 1521 nucleotides long. RefSeq names its product odorant receptor 49b-like. Gene Ontology annotation, molecular function: odorant binding; olfactory receptor activity. The record is from RefSeq and is a predicted model, not a curated record. Gene Ontology annotation, cellular component: plasma membrane. Lineage: Eukaryota; Metazoa; Arthropoda; Insecta; Hymenoptera; Formicidae. Gene Ontology annotation, biological process: detection of chemical stimulus involved in sensory perception of smell; sensory perception of smell. The transcript is spliced from 5 exons. Bases 90 to 1226 code for a protein of 378 amino acids.